Molecule: messenger RNA, 3852 nt
Organism: Aspergillus mulundensis
Lineage: Eukaryota; Fungi; Ascomycota; Eurotiomycetes; Eurotiales; Aspergillaceae
Product: transcription initiation factor TFIID subunit TAF2
Exons: 4
Coding region: 1-3852 (1283 amino acids)
Biological process (GO): transcription initiation at RNA polymerase II promoter
Cellular component (GO): transcription factor TFIID complex
Molecular function (GO): chromatin binding; RNA polymerase II general transcription initiation factor activity; transcription cis-regulatory region binding
Source: RefSeq, a predicted model, not a curated record
AUGCCCGGCGUCGUUGAUACUCCCGCCGGCCCAAGCUGGCCAGGCCUGGGCUACACAGUCGCGCAUCAAAAGGUUGAGCUGGAGUUGGAUUUUGCUAGCCGGAGUUUGAAGGGUAAAACUGAGAUUAUCAUUCACCCGGACAACAAAGACUUGCGCACCAUUCGAUUGAACUUUCGACAGGGAGAAUUGAAGCGUGUAAGUGUCAGCGGAAAAGUGCCUACGGUCAAAUAUGCCGACCCCUAUGAGUCGCUUCAGCUGUAUGGCCCUCAUUACCACCAGCGUUUGGCGUCAAAGAUCGAUGGCCUCCUUAAAACUCCAUCUGAACCGGAUCUCCUCGUGACCGUUCCGAAAAGCGUCCGCAUAGACGAACUCGAUCCAACAUCCGACGAAGCGCAGGAUCAGAUGGCACUGAGGGCUCCGGGUUUUGCAGAUGAUACUGAAGGACCUUUAAGCUCGAAGGCCGCCGAGACGUCCGCUCCGAGAUUCACGGCCCUCACUGUGAAUAUCGAAUUUAUCGUCGAGAACAUACGAGAUGGGCUACAAUUUGUUGGCUUGGAGAGUGGUGACAAGCGAUAUCCGCACGCUUAUACGACAAACUCGUUGGAUCAUGGGACUGGGUGUCCGCUUUUCCCUUGUGUGGAUGAUCCUUCCUCGCGAUGCACCUGGGAGGUAUCGAUUAGAUGUCCGUGCACACUGGGCGAUAUUUUUGACCGCAAGUCUCGAGACCAGUCGGGUGGCGGGACAGAUGCCCACCCAAAGACAAGGACGAACCACGAUCGGUUUGCCCCGGAUGAUGAGGCCCUAGAUCUUUCCGUCGUCUGUUCUGGAGACUUGACGGAUGACAUUGUUGAUCCAAAGGACCCCAGCAAGAAGACCGUCUCAUUCGCUUCCUACUCUCCUCUUUCUGCGCGGCAGAUUGGAUUUGCUGUUGGGCCAUUUGAGUAUGUCAACCUUGCCGAUUUUCGUGAGAGCGACCAAGACGAGCAACUUGGCCAAAAUGCCAUUCCACUUCAUGCGUUCUGUCUUCCAGGCAGAGGCGAUGAAGUUCGUAACACCUGCUUUCCCAUGGCAAAGGCAAUUGACUAUUUCUCGAUGACAUACGGAUCAUAUCCAUUCGCAAGCUACAAAAUAUGCUUCGUUGAUGACGCGCCAGAGGAUACACUGCCAACGGCAUGCUUCUCAAUAUGUAGCAGCCGUCUUCUGUUUCCGGAGGAGAUAAUUGACCCUAUGUACGAUUCCACUCGUGCCAUCACCCACGCGCUAGCUGUUCAAUGGAUUGGUGUCAACAUCGUGCCAAUGGCGCCGGUUGACACAUGGGUAACGGUUGGUGUUUCUUGGUACAUAACAGAUACCUUUAUGCGGAAACUCUGCGGAAACAACGAAUAUCGGUUUCGACUAAAACAGAUGUCAGAUCGGGUUUGUGACCUAGAUUAUGAGCGGCCAUCAGUCUACGACAUGGGAAAUAUCCUCAGCAUAGACCCAUCAGAGGCUCACUUUAUCGCGCUCAAAGCACCACUAGUACUGUUCAUCUUAGAUCGACGCCUCACUAAAGCCAGCGGGAAGGCAACGAUGUCUCGGAUUAUAUCUCGCCUCUUCUUGAAUGCUCGUAUGGGAUUACAAAAUAGAGCUGUCACAUCCUCUCUCUUUCAAAAGCUCUGUGAACGCUUGGGACAUGCAAAGCUGGAGACUUUUUUCCAACAAUGGAUCUAUGGUGCCGGGUGCCCCAGGUUUCAAGCGACCCAAAGAUUCAACAAGAAGAAACUGGUGGUGGAGAUGAUGAUCAAACAAGUCCAAUCAGAUCAGCCAAGCGCUCGCGACCUGGAGAAGGAUGCGUUUAUGCGCGAUGUGAAAGAAGAGAUUCGAAACGUUUAUGCUGGUACAAUACAACCAGUCUUUUCCGGCUCGAUGACGAUCAGAAUCCACGAAGCUGACGGAACUCCUUACGAACACAUCGUGGAGAUCAAAGAGGGCGUGACGAAAUUCGAUAUACCAUAUAAUACGAAAUACAAACGACUAAAGAGAAACAAGCGCCAAAAAGAGCGCGCUGCUGCUGUGAUAGGCACGGACGGUAACGCGGAGGUGCAGGAGGACAUUCUGCUCUACUGUCUUGGGGAUGUGCUGCAGAGCGAGGAGGAGAUGCAACAAUGGCGACUUGCUGACUGGAGUAAAGAGGAUGAAGAACGAAUGGGCCAAGAAUCUUAUGAGUGGAUUCGCAUGGAUGCAGAUUUCGAAUGGAUCUGCAAGCUCUCACUGGUCAUGCCAGGGUACAUGUAUCUUUCACAGCUCCAGCAAGAUCGUGACGUGGUAGCCCAGCUCGAGUCCCUCCAAUACAUGGCUGCGCAACGAGAGCACGCUCUGAUUUCUACCAUCUUUCUUCGGACGCUUAUGGACCGACGGUAUUUCUACGGAAUUCGGGUGGCAGCGGCACGGGCUUUAGUUAAGCAUGCCAAAGAAGAAAUUAACUGGCUGGGACUAUUCCAUCUUGAGAAAGCUUUCCAGGAGCUAUUCUGCUUGCCAAAUUCUCCUAUGACUCGAUCAAACGACUUCACAGACAGGGCCGCAUAUGUCCUUCAGCUCGUCAUUCCAGAUGCUAUUUCUAGAGUGCGCGACGUCAGUGGAAAGACCCCUAUGAGGGUGAAGCGAUUUCUAUAUGACAAGUUGAAGUUCAACGACAACUCUAAUAACGAGUACUCGGACAAUUUCUACGUGGCUACAUUAAUGAAGUCCCUCUGCCAUGCCAUGCUUGGAAGAGUUGAGACUCAUACAGAUGACUUGAGCAACUUUGACAUGGAUGCCGUUCUCGAAGCUCAAGCCGAGGAGCAAUUGGAAAAAGACGCCAUGGCAGAAAUUGAUCGCUACAGGAGAAUGGACGAAUGGUCGAGUUCCUACCAGAACCUCUACUCUCGAGCAGCUUUACAUUGCCAAAUGCAGCUCAUGCAGGCUAAAAUAACUGGCGUCGAUAUCAUGCAGUUCCUACCAUACACGCGGGUGGGCACUUAUGACCUCCUUCGCCUAGAUGCUUUCCAGUGUCUCGUCGAGCUUGAUAUCUUCAAGAGCCCUGAGCUGCUCCGAUGGUUCAUCUUUACCAUGUCAAACGACCCAUCCGUAUGGCUCAGAUGGCAACUCCACGGCCUGUUUGGGAAAGCGCUCGCCCCUGUCGCUUUUGGCCGCGGCGUCGUCAACGAGCAGACGCCCGCAGCUGAUGGUCUCAUUAUCGAGCAAGAGUCAUCGACAGAAAUUCGGCAAGCGGAUCUCGCCCGGAGACAAACCGUCACUGGGGCUUUAGCCGCCUUAAAGACCGAGGUCUCCGGCGACUUGGUGCUCAAAGAGUGCCUCUGGGCCGCUUGCUGCUCGCCAAUUAUUGGCGUCCUUGAGCUCUCGGAAUUCGCAGACCUGUGUCGAGUCAUAUAUGAUCCGAUAACCACUAAGAGAAUUACCUUGAAAUACCCCCGAUACUGGGGCCUCAGGCACCAAGGCAGGGGCCGCCUCCACUUCUACCGCACAAACAAGAUCCGCACCUCCCUCAACCCUUCAACCACGUCAUCCCAGAAACGCAAACGAGAAGACGGCGGCGCCAUGCCAGCCCCCGCCUCCGGCCUUCGCGUCACAUUCAAGCAACCAAAACCGAACCCCCAUUACCUCAACCACAUCCCCAGCACCCCUUCCGCCAACACCCCGACCCCGCGUUCAGGGACCCCCUUACAACAGAGACAACCUACGAAGCUGUCCAUCCCGAACUUCGCUGCUGCUCAAGUACACCGGACACCAUCAUCACAAACCCCCGCAACCCCGUCCACGCCUGGUGGCGGGCUCAAGCUGAAAUUAAAACUUGGGUCCCAGCCUAAACAAUAA